CUCGAUUCCUUCUCCAGUCAUUCUAUACCCGUCACUCCAUCCGCGUGGCGAAGCGCAGGAGGUCGUCCCCCGACGCAAUGACAACAACGCCCUGGUCGCACGACCGCCCGUCGCGCGUCGCACGAACCACCUCGCCGCCGCCGUACUCGAUCACCUGCUCCAGCUUCUCCUUCACAAUGCCAUCGGGCAUCGUGAGGAGGAAGCGCUGGCACUUGAGCGGCGGCGGGAAGCAGCGCAGACCGCCCUCCUCGUACUCGUCCAGCCAGAAGCCCGCCUCGCGCGACGCGUACACGUACUCAGG
Trypanosoma grayi is the source of this 301-nucleotide messenger RNA. RefSeq lists its product as hypothetical. The record is from RefSeq and is a predicted model, not a curated record. NCBI's taxonomy places the organism in Eukaryota, Euglenozoa, Kinetoplastea, Trypanosomatida, Trypanosomatidae. The transcript has a single exon. The annotation marks the transcript as partial.